AUGAAGCACGAACGCGCAACGCUUCCGACACCGACUUCGUCCAACUCCUUCUGGCACAGCGAACCGAAUGAGUUCUUAAUCGGUCACCGCACAACGGAGGAAUUACCUGCCGAAGCCGACAUUGUUAUCGUGGGAUCUGGUAUAACUGGCGCGAGUGCAGCCAGGUAUCUUUCUGAGGAUAAGAGGGCUGCCGGCAAGAGCAUUGUUCUACUCGAGGCCAGAGAGGCGUGUUGGGGCGCCACAGGAAGGAAUGGUGGACACUGCCAACCCCUCCUCUUCGAUCGAAGUAGCGACGUAGCCGAGUUCGAACUCAAGAACGUCGCUGCAGUGCGAUCCUACAUUCAUGACAACGGCGUGCCUUGCGAGUGGCGCGAUGUAACUGGCUGCCGCACAUUCUGGACUGAAGAGGCAAUGAACGAGGCCGAGAAGGAAAUUGAACAUCUUGGGAAGAUAGCACCUGAAAUUGCACGCCAUGUCACGAUUAUCAAGGACAAGGAGGAUCUCAAGAAGCACCGUGUCGCACCUGACUGUGUUGGAGCGACGCUAAGUGAAGGUGCUGCGAGUUUAUGGCCAUACAAGCUAGUUACAUUCAUUCUCAAGAAGCUUAUCGAGAAUGACCAGCUCAACCUACAGACCAAGACUCCCGUCACUGAGAUUACUUCGUCAGAUGGUACGCAUACCCUCCACACACCCCGUGGCACCAUCAGCAGCAAGACAGUCAUUCUCGCAACCAACGGCUACACAUCAGCUCUCCUACCUCACUUCGCCGAUCUCAUUGUGCCUUGUCGGGGUGAGAUGUCUGCCCUUUUCCCACCUGCAGGAUCUACCCUUAUACCAGACUCGUACGGCAUGGUUGCAGCUCUUGGUCAACCAGCUAACAAUGACGACUACCUUAUCCAGCGCCCAUUCGAGGGCGUCCCAAACCCCGCUGGUCACUUGAUGUUCGGUGGCGGCCGCGGAGCUGGACACUAUCCAAGCAUAGGCAUCUCGGAUGACAGCGUGAUUGAUGAAGGCUCUGCUGCAUAUCUCCGCGGUGCGCUGUUGAAGGUUUUACAGUUGGACGGACAGACUGAAGGCCUGACUGAACUCAAAGCCGCGGCACAGUGGACUGGCAUCAUGGGCUAUUCUCGUGAUGAUCAUCCGUGGGUUGGCAAGGUGCCGGAUAGGGAAGGCUUGUGGCUAGCCGGUGGGUACACAGGACACGGUAUGCCGAAUGGUACAUUGUGCGGGAAGGCAAUUGUCGACAUGGUACUCGGCCAAAACGACGGCAAAGAUCUGGCCGUUGUGCACGAGGAGAUGGUUCAGAAGGGUGACAUUCCCAAGAGCUACAUUUUGACAAAGGAAAGGAUCGACCGAGCAAGGCAGAUGCUCACAGUACAGCAACAGGACUCACAGGGCGUACAUAUGAACGGUGUUGUGUAG
Molecule: messenger RNA, 1422 nt
Organism: Alternaria atra
Lineage: Eukaryota; Fungi; Ascomycota; Dothideomycetes; Pleosporales; Pleosporaceae
Exons: 2
Coding region: 1-1422 (473 amino acids)
Cellular component (GO): cytoplasm
Molecular function (GO): oxidoreductase activity
Source: RefSeq, a predicted model, not a curated record